Neurospora hispaniola is the source of this 1283-nucleotide messenger RNA. RefSeq lists its product as uncharacterized. The record is from RefSeq and is a predicted model, not a curated record. NCBI's taxonomy places the organism in Eukaryota, Fungi, Ascomycota, Sordariomycetes, Sordariales, Sordariaceae. The transcript has a single exon. The coding region runs from base 78 to 1283 and encodes 401 amino acids.
CAGGAUUCAAUUACGACGACAGCACAAGAUCGCACUUUUACACCCAAGAUCAACCCACGUGACAUACAACAACGAAAAUGUCCACCCACACAACCCCCCAUUUCGACAGGAAGGUGCUCCUCGCACUCGUCCCUCUAGCUUCCCUCGCAGCUUCCCACGAAAGCAACCCCAACGCCCAUGGGCCGGUGAAUUUCUCCGAAAUUGCCGAAAGCAUUACGGCAGCCACGACCUCUGCAACUCAACCGGCAUCAGCCAUCGAAACAAGCAGCAGCAGCCACUCAACGCACCUGACUCCUUCCCUUCUUCACGGGAUCAUCCCAAGUGUCACCACCACUACAACUACGUUCCCUACUCCGGGGGCGGCAGAUCAGACCAGGACGCAAACGGUUUGGGCCACUGUCGCCCAAGUGACAGAGGUAGUAACUAUCGUCAAGACACUUACUCCUGAUCAUGAGACUAGUGCUUCGGAUACCCUUUCAACGACAACGUCAAGUCAAAGUGGGUCAUGGCCUAAAGGGUACUGCACCAGGAAGGGAGAGGUCGCGGUCAAUGGCAAGUGUGUGCCUAGCACGCUGGUGACUAGUACUACUACGAGGGGAACAAAGUCUAGUUCUAGUUCUGGUGAAAGUUCUAGCAGUAUUAGCUUUACGAUCACAUCUACUUCUAGCUCUUUGACAGCUUCCCCAACAUCCACCACCAACGCUAUCACGACCUCUACCGCCAGCAAAUCUACAUCAACUUCAACUUCAACAGACACGGACCCCCUCGUCAUCAUCCCCGUCACUGGAACCGUCACAGACCUAAUCAACUAUAAUACAUACACCGCCCCCGCCUCUCUACCGCCCUUGCCUCCUCUUCUUCCUCCUCCUGGUCCCAGGGUCAGCGUCAGCAGCAAAUCGUCGUCGUCGUCGUCGAUCUCGGAUGAUGGUCCGCUGGAAAUCAUACCCGUCACCGGCACGGUAACUGAUUUGGUGGAUUACGAGACUGUGAUGGUGCCGAGUGCGACUGCUACCACCGUAGUAGUUAUUCCUGUUUCUUCUGGGUUUGGGUCUAGCGGCAGUACAAACAGCCAGGACGUGGGCCAGAUGCUGGGACAUAUCCAGGGAAUGGGGGGACAGAGCAGUCGUGUGUUGGUGCAUCCUACGGUGAGCGUGGGGGAUCGGUUGACGGUUGUGAGUGGGAGUGAUGGGAGGACGACUAUUACGAGGGCUUCUCCGAUGGCGAGUGCCAGUUCGGCGACGAAAGGGGAGGGAAGUGGUGGUGAGUUCUGCAAGGAGGAGUAG